AUGGCAGAGAUACUAAGUGAAUACUUUGCAUCAGUUUUUACCAAGGCAGAAUAUACUGCCCAAGUUACAGUGAAAGAGGAAGUAGUUCAGACACUGGAUGGACCAAAAAUUAUUAAAGAGGUCUUACAUAGGCUCGUUGUAAUUCACGUUGAUAAGCAACUAGGACCAAAUGAAAUGCAUCCAAGGCAAAAACAGGCUAUAGACGAAAAAGAAAACCAAACGGAAUGUCCAUGUUUGCAGAUGGACACGCUACACAAUAAACAAUUGAGCGAUUGCCCCACGAGGUGUAUUUGUGACUCCUCUAAAUCGGUGCAAUGCUACAGAGUUACAACUGUGCCCAAAGCCAUUCCAACCGAUACCAGAAAGCUACACCUCGGACACAACAACAUCAAACAGCUGCGGGCAUCAGACUUUGGUGGACUUUAUGGCAUUGAAGAACUUGCAUUGUCUUCAUGUGGAAUGGAAGCAACAGAAGCUCACACAUUUUCAACCCUGACAAAUCUGAGAACCUUAGAAUUGUGGAAGAACAAGCUGAGGAAUGUUCCCAGUAAGCUUCCCUCCAAUGUGGAGGUGCUAAAACUGGGUAAUAAUCGGAUUCAGGCAUUAUGCGAGACUGACUUUGAAGGCUUGGCAAAACUGAAAGUCCUUGACCUUCAAAAUAAUAAGAUCUCCAAAAUCCAUUCUAGUGUUUUGUCAUCUGCUUUUAAACUAGAAGAUCUUGUUUUGGAUAGUAAUAGUCUUGAGUUGUUAUCAGGGCCAUUAAAACUUCCUUAUCUGAAACGUUUGAGCAUGCAAGAUAAUAGGUUGUCUUCUCUACCUUCAAAUUUCUUCAGUUUCCUACCAUCACUGCGCUUUCUCAGUUUAUCAGGGAAUAUAUUUUGCAAGAUUCCACAAAAAAUGCCACCUUUAUUGUGGUCCUUAAAGAUGGACAAAAAUCUGAUCAGUGAAUUACAGAUUCAAGACUUAAACUAUCUCAGUCACCUCUUUGAGCUCUCCCUUUCUGAAAACCAACUUUCGACAGCAAAUGAUGCACUGGCUUUGACAAACUUAUCCAUAGUGGAUCUGUCUAAAAAUCAACUAAAAGCAGUUCCUAUUAGGCUGCCAGCACGGUUGCAAAUGUUGGAUUGCAGUCACAACUUCAUACAAAAAGUUACACUACAGGAAUUCUAUGGAUUGUGUGAGCUCAAACAUUUGUUUCUGGAGUACAACAACAUUACUAUUAUUGAUGUAGAUGGACUGCAGCACUGUUUGCAACUUUCAGACCUAGCAUUGGAGCGAAACCAAUUGUCAUCCUUCCCAAAAGGGCUCCCUGACACUCUUGUAAGGCUAGAUCUGAAAGGAAAUAAUAUUACUGACAUUUGUAAAGAGACAGUUGAAAAUUUGAAGCGGCUGCGAGUUCUGAAUCUGCGCAACAACAGGUUAUCAUCUCUUAACCCCGAUGUGUUUGGAUAUUUUCCUCGUCUCAGGCAGCUUUACCUGGAUGGUAACCCCUGGAACUGUACAUGUGACCUCAUGAAAAUCAGAGUCUUAUUGAUUGCAAGACAACUAGAAAUCAAAAGUGGCUACUGUGCAACUCCAGCCUAUUAUCAAGGUGAGGCCUGGCUAUCUUCCACCAAGUUUCUGAACAGCUGUGGAUAUAAUACUAUGCAUGGUGCAAAAGGAAAAGCAUUUCUUGACGUUGCUGCAAAGAUAGGACAGGAGUAUGAUGACUUAAAUAUUAAUGAUCUGACUGACAAUGAAGAUUAUUAUGACUAUGAUGCAGACUAA
Carcharodon carcharias (great white shark) is the source of this 1767-nucleotide messenger RNA. RefSeq names its product nephrocan-like. The transcript is spliced from 5 exons. Gene Ontology annotation, molecular function: protein binding. Bases 1 to 1767 code for a protein of 588 amino acids. NCBI's taxonomy places the organism in Eukaryota, Metazoa, Chordata, Chondrichthyes, Lamniformes, Lamnidae. The record is from RefSeq and is a predicted model, not a curated record.